Euleptes europaea (tarantolino) is the source of this 484-nucleotide messenger RNA. It is a transcript of the gene ANAPC15, whose product is annotated as anaphase promoting complex subunit 15. The transcript has 4 exons. Gene Ontology annotation, cellular component: anaphase-promoting complex. Lineage: Eukaryota; Metazoa; Chordata; Lepidosauria; Squamata; Sphaerodactylidae. The record is from RefSeq and is a predicted model, not a curated record. Gene Ontology annotation, biological process: regulation of mitotic cell cycle spindle assembly checkpoint. The coding region runs from base 90 to 458 and encodes 122 amino acids.
AAAUAAGCUGUCAUCCUGGGAGAACUCCAGGCCCCACCUGGAGGUUGGCAGCCCUGCAUCACGCAGCCCCCUUUCCUCCCCAGGCAGGCAUGUCCACCCUCUUCCCCUCCCUCUUCCCCAGAGUCACGGAGGCACUGUGGUUCAACCUGGACCGGCCCUGUGUGGACGAGAAUGAGCUUCAGCAGCAGGAGCAGCAGCACCAGGCCUGGCUGCAAAGCAUCGCAGAGAAAGAUAACAACUUGGUCCCAAUUGGGAAGCCCGCCUCCGAGCAGACUUACGAUGAGGAGGAAGAGGAGGAUGACGAAGACGACGAAGACAGCGAGGAGGACUCCGAAGACGAUGAGGACAUGCAAGACAUGGAUGAGAUGAACGACUACAAUGAGUCUCCGGAUGACGGGGAGAUUAACGAGGUGGAUAUGGAGGGCGCAGAGCAAGAUCAAGACCAGUGGAUGAUCUAGGCGACGAGGCUAAAGGAGUAAGCGUC